ACAUACUGCGCAACUUCCAAGAAAAAAAGAAAUGGGCAUGAUGCUGUCUCUUUCAACUUUAAUCAUGUUAUUUGGUAUCAAAAUCGUUUUUUCUGCAUAUUCAAAAACUUGCUUCACUUCUAGUCAAUGUACAAACGACCAAAUAUGCUGUAUACGUAAAAUUAAGAGUUACUGUUUGCCCCAAAAUCAGCGUAGCUGUAACUCAAAAUCAGAAGCCCCUGAUGGAGCACCUAGUUGCAACAGUUUGUGUUCGCGAUCGUGUUGUGACGAACGAACUGUUUCAACUUGUGAAGACUCGUGCCCCCAAAAAAAAAUUAAUAAAAAGAGAAGCAACUUUCCGACUUUAAGCGUUAUUGGGAGUGGUAUUGGUUUCAUUAUUUUUUGUAUAAGCAUCAUGGCACUUUCCCUGUGCUGGCGUAGAAGAGGAAUGCGCAUGAUGACGAACAACCAUGGAAGAACUACCUACGUUACAACAGCAAAUACCCUACAAAAUUUCGGAUUUCAACAGCCAGGCUACCCGGGAAGCUACCCAAUGGUCCAAACAACUGGUCAGGCAUACCCAAGCACACCAAUACAGUAUCCCCAAAAUAUUGGUGUGAACCCAUCAGCAGGUUAUAAUGACAUGCCUCCACCCUACCCAAACUGAUUCAUUUGUAAAGUACCGUGGGGUAGGAUGGGAUACAGUUAGCACCUAAAUCCCAUAGUUCCGGAUCGUGUUUUUAUCAAUUAGUUAAUGAGGUUAUUAAAUCCUUUAAAUAUUUUUUACCAUCAAAUGGAACGAGAAAAGAGAACGUAAGCAUGUCUCAUUUUACCCCGCCUAAUGUAUAAUUAAAAGUUAAGAACUGUGAGAAUUUAAUCAAACUUUUACAGAAUUUAAUUUCGCACAAAAUUACUUGGUCUCAUAAAUUCUAAAUUAAGUUCUUUGCAGUUUUUAUCUUUUGUUUCGAACGUUCAGCUAUCAAAUAAAACUCAGAAUCAAUAUCAUCAAAUGAGGAAAUAAUAUAUAUACCGAACAGUGUACAUGUAUAAUUAAUCGCCAUGUUAUACGAGAAAAAUUAUUCACUGUUCAGAAUUUUUUUAUUUUACCGCAAGGUAGCGCUAUGUAGCUGUGUUUUAUCAAUUGCGGU
This is a messenger RNA of Ciona intestinalis (vase tunicate), 1127 nucleotides long. The record is from RefSeq and is a predicted model, not a curated record. NCBI's taxonomy places the organism in Eukaryota, Metazoa, Chordata, Ascidiacea, Phlebobranchia, Cionidae.